GGGGAGAGGUUCGGCAAAGUCCGGAACCGCUCGGCAAUGACCGGAGGCGGCUGCUGAGGCGGGGAGAGGCUCGCCCUGCCCCGCUCGGCGCGAGGGGGAUCGUCGGGUGGGCGCCGCCGCCGCCGCCGCGCCCGCCCGUGAGGGGAAGGGGCGCGAUGCUGGCCGACAGCCUGGUGGAGGAGUUCGAGAUCCGCGAGGAUGAGCCGUGGUACGACCAGCAGGACCUGCAGCAAGAUCUUCACCUUGCUGCUGAGCUUGGGAAGACACUACUGGACCGUAACACUGAACUAGAGGAAUCCUUACAGCAAAUGUAUGCAACAAAUCAAGAGCAACUGCAGGAGAUAGAGUACCUCACGAAGCAAGUGGAGCUCCUGCGCCAGAUGAACGACCAGCACGCAAAGGUCUAUGAGCAGCUGGAUGUGACAGCAAGAGAACUGGAAGACACCAAUCAAAAGCUGGUUGCAGAGAGCAGAGCUUCACAACAGAAGAUAUUAAGCUUGACAGAGACUAUUGAAAAUCUACAAACACACAUAGAUGACCUGCAGCGACAAGUAGAAGAACUGAAGAAGCCUGAACGAGGCCGGAUGAGCCACGAGAGAUCUGACCAGCCCAGAUCAAUGCACAGCUUCUCCUGCUUGAAGGAGCUGUAUGACCUGCGCCAGUAUUUUGUGUACGAUCAUGUGUUUGCAGAAAAGAUUACUUCGAUGGAUAGUCAGUUAAGCCCUCUAGAAGAAGAAAAUGAGAAGUUAAAAAAGGCAGUUACAGUUCUGCAAGCCCAGCUGAACCUGGAGAAAGAGAAGAGGGUGACCAUGGAGGAGGAAUACAGUCUUAUGGUGAAAGAAAACUGUGACCUGGAACGGAGGCUCGUGGAUACAGACUUGUACCGGGCGCGGGCAGAGGAGCUGGAAGCAGAAGUAGCCGAAAUGCGGCAGAUACUUCAGUCUGAAAACACGUUCCAUAAUGCAGAGAAAUUGGUGCCAGAAUCCUUUUUCAUUUCAUUCAGGGAAUCUCUGGACAGGGAGCUCGGUCAGAGCCUGGCGGAUGAUGGACUUGUGACGGUGUCGGAGCUGGAGAAGAAGGCGCUGAAGCGGAGCAGCAGCGAGACCCUGCUGAGCAGCGCGGUGGGGGCAGACAUCCUGAGGGGCCACGAGGAAACGUGUAUUAGGAGAGCUGAAGCUGUGAAGCAGCGAGGAAUCUCUGUGCUUAAUGAAGUUGAUGCUCAGUAUAAUGCUCUGAAAGUGAAGUAUGAGGAACUUUUGAAGAAGUGUCAAAUGGAUGAAGAUUGUUUGAAACACAAGGCUGUCCAAACGCUGAAGCAGUAUUCCAAAGACCUAAAUGUGGGGAACACCCAGUAUGAUCUCUCAGCUAGCAAUCAAGAAUUCACAGUUGUGGAGCUAAGUGACUCUCCCACAAAUGCUCUUCCUGAAUAUAAAGCACUCUUCAAGGAAAUUUUUAGCUGUAUCAGAAAAACAAAGGAAGAAAUAGAUGAACACCGAGCCAAGUACAAGACCCUCUCCUCUCAACCAUAACCUUAUCUGUUAGUCAAGAACUUUACACGAAUGUCAGAAGAUCCCUUAAACUGAUCUUGAGCACUCAAAAUGAAUGUUUUGGAUUGGCUGAUAGACCUGUAGUUAACAAGCCAGUUAGUUAACAGCUAGUUUCCCUGUUCCUAUGUAGCAAUAGAUUUAAUGUUUAGCACUGUCACACAAACUAGAGGUUGUAAAGCAAACAAACAUCAUAGCUUAAUUCUACACUACUACUUCAUAUUACACUUCAUCUGUGGCUGGAGCAGUAACUGACAUUCAUUUCAUUAGUCCACUUCAAAACUAACAGAGCUCAGAACUGUCUCUCUCAUAGGAGCCAGACUGAAGCUUUCCUUUGGUUCAGAAUGAUGAUCUAGCCCUGUAACUACGCUGAUGUAGAAAAUAACAAAACCAAAGCCCCAACCAGUCUCAUGAGCAGCCUCUCCUCAGUUCUCAAGGAGGAGGGGAGCAGCCUUCUGCUUGCUUUUGCAGGGCAGCAGAGCUGUGCUUGCUUCAAGCCAAUACCACAUUUUCACAUGCACUAAGCUCUCCCACAGAUUAGUAUAAAUGUCUUCCUACUGAGAAAGGAUUUGAUGUAAAGUUUGUGUGGCUUUUUAGGUAUGGUUUCCUUUGUAGGGCACUUUGUCUUAAGGCAAGAUACUGUGAAUUGACUAUGUAUGUGAUUUGGGACCUACUGUUCUCUGGUGGUUGCAAAGUACAUUUUUAUGUGUAUUGGGUAAGAUAGAGAGUUGUAAUUUAGCUAUUUAGCUUUAGUGGUAGCAUUGACUUAGUGGAGUAGCUUUUGAUGUUACGUACCACAAACUCCAAGUGCUCGAGGAGACAGGCCAGGUAAAACCUUACAUUGUCUGUUGUUUCCAGUGGCAGCCCCUGUGCACCCAUUCCAUGCUGCCUGGGGGGGUGGGAGGACAGACACGACAUUGCCAGCACGUAUCCUACUGCAAAUGGGAACACACUCUUGUUCUGCCUCUCCUUUUCCACUCCCACAGUAAUUCAUAUGUACUUAAAGUCUGAAAAACAAAGAACAUGGAGAAGUAUGUUUAGAACUGUGUGAAGGAAACAAAGUGAUUAAGGGAGGAGGAGGCACGAUGAAAGGUGACAUCCUGCUCCCUGUAAAGGUCCGACAGCUUAAUGUGGCCAGCAGUUCUUGGGAAUCAGCUACCUGCCUUUCCAAGUUGCUGGGAUGUACCAAACAUUGACACAGAAUGUUGAGUUUCUCACCUUUAGUUCCACUGCUGCUGCUGCAGCUCUGCUGCCUUACUCUGUUCUCUGUCCAGCCUGUGUGUAGCUGCCCUUCAGCUGCAGUAUUAAGACUUCAUGUUGUGGGAUUUUCUCUAAAACAUGUAUUACAGUCUGAAAAUUAUUUAAAAGUGGGAAUCUGAAUCUUUUGAAUAUUUUUCUAAGCAAAUAAAUAAUCCAGUCAAGCUGCAUGUGUAACUAGUAAUUACAUCCAUCUGUGCCAAUCAGCAAACAGCAAACUCGAUGCAGAUGGCGCUGGCAUUAUCUAGUCUUGCCAUCUUUCCUACAUAGAUCAGAUAGGGUUCCCAUGAAAUUUGUAUUUUAGAAAACUUAUGCUACAUGGAAAAGGAUAGGCCUGUCUAGGAUAGAAAUCCAGAUGGAAUUAAGUAGUUUCUCCUCAUUGUUGUGGCUUUGUCAGUGCUGUUAAACAAGGAGGGGGUGGGGGAAAGCAGAAGAGCUUUGUUCAGCCAUGAACAAACAGCUGCAGUUCAUCAGGUUCCUGUGCUGUCCCUGUUUCCCCCACCUGGACCCUUCUCACCUGGAGGCCUGGCCCAGCUGAGACUGGAAAGCAGUAACCUGAGAAAGGCACGACAUGGUCAGUCCCAGAUGAUUUCCUAGUAAUAUUCCUCACCACUUUAGAGGGAGGGGGAUCUCCUGGAGAUCCUGCUGGAUCAGAAGAUAUGCAAAAGCAGUUCAGCAUUUCUGGUUAAGUAGGUGAGCUUCAGUGGUUCAUUGCUUCUGGCUAAUUUAGAACACUUUGAUAUAUACAACUUUUAUGCUUUAAAAAUACCAAAAAUAUCUCCUCAGAACCACUUGAUUCUUCUGUACUGAACCUCCCCCUUGGCUGCCUGUGCCCCUGCUGAGCUCUGGCUGUGCAGGUUGUGCAAUAACCCACUCCAGGCUGGCUCUUCUUUACAGCUUCUCCUAGAAAGCAGCUUUCCAGCCGUAGCCACAGGUAAUGCUGGGUCAGUGCCAGCCAGGGCUGCCUGAACAUAAAACACCUCCCAAUUACACUGAUGUAGUCAAUACUACACUGGCAUAUUAAGGUAGAAUUUUAGCAGUUUAAAAAUAGCCAUUUUCCACCCAAAUGUGAAAUACCAUAAGUACGGUAACAGCAUUCUUAGCCAAUCUUAUCUGGAUUAACCACAUUAAUCUGCUUAGUUUAGUCAACAACUCAACUCAGCCUUUUCUGAGCAUAAGUAGAUGAAAUCAAUAGAAUCCCCUUGAGCUUCUCAUAUGAUGGAAGCUACAGCAGAGAACAGGACCAGUACAGUGUGUUCUGCAGUGCCCACAGCAGAUUCUCCUGAUCCUGCUGGAGUUGGGCUCCAGUGCUAAACCUGGCCCAGGGCUGGGUCGCUGUCCCUGGAGCAGCAGGCCCAGCUGCACAGCCCCAGAGGGCAGGAGACCAGCAGGGAUUCACAGCCUUUGCUCUCCACCUCUGACCUCUGCUGCAGCAUCCCUGACCUGGCCUUCCUCUGCAAGACUUCAGGCUGUGAAAGGAGCCGGGUGCCGCUUCCAUUUCUCCCUGGACAAAUACAAGGCAGGGUAGAAUUGACCUUUGAGAUAAAAUUUUAUUUAAAAAUUACACAAAAUAGAGGUUUUACAUGGUUGCCGUGUGGUAACUACAGCUGGAUGCCUUCCAGAGGGUGCCCUGGGUUACUUACCUCGCUGUACUCAUUCAGUAAUGCAAAACAUCCCUCAAAACCAACCCCACACCAGGAGAAGAAAUCCAGUAGUUGUUCCCUGUGUUUCAGAUGUAGGUACUUUUCCAAAUAACUCAUUUCACAGACAACAGGUGAGAACAAUUGCAAUGUAGUACAGAGUUCACAGACAGUGAUUUUGUUCCCCCCUCCCAGGCCUGACAUUCCCAUGAACAUGACUACCUGCUCUCUAUCCAGAGGGCUGCAAGGGCUAUGACAAUGCUCAGACUUAAGUAUGAGCAUCCAGGGAUUUAACAAAAACUGGGAUGUUUGUAAACAAAUUUAAUUUAUUGGCAUUACUUACAAAAUAAAGUUUUAGACCAUGAUUUUCCAUCA
Molecule: messenger RNA, 4816 nt
Organism: Pipra filicauda (Wire-tailed manakin)
Lineage: Eukaryota; Metazoa; Chordata; Aves; Passeriformes; Pipridae
Gene: CDR2
Product: cerebellar degeneration related protein 2
Exons: 5
Coding region: 156-1529 (457 amino acids)
Source: RefSeq, a predicted model, not a curated record